GGGAGGGCGCGCUUUGCACGCCUGCUCGCUCUGCUCGCGCGGGCGGCUCGGCUUUCUCCUGCCCCACACAAUGGCUGGUGACUAACUGCUCCGAAGUGGCAUUAGCAUUUCACAAGCCGGCGGUGCCGCCACCGCGGAACCGGGUCGAGACGCUGGGGGUUUUUUGUUUUUGUUUUUUCCUCCCAUUUCUUUCGCCUUCCUUACGAACCGAUCUGGGUUUUUUUGUUGGAGAGGUUCGGAUGUACGAUGCCGGCUGGCCAGCGGCGCUUGCAUUUCCCCGAGCGCUUUCUCAGAAGGGACCCCCGAAAACCAGGAGUUUAAGGAGCUUUUUUUUUUUUCUUUCUUUCCAAUCCGGCUGUUUCUCGUGUUAGGCCUCCUCGUUAAAUUAAAAGCUAUUUUUGGAGGCCACUGAAGAUCAGUUCUGAUUUUUGUUCCUAUGUUUACUGUGGAAUGGAAAUUGGCAAAUAAAAGUGCUGCAGUUUCCAUCGGGGAGUAUUUUGUUAGCAGCUUGGGAAACCUAUUUCUUACUUCUGUGGGUUUUCGAAGUGAAUAUUUUAGUAAUUUCUAAAAAUCGCUUGUUAAAAGCGGACCUAUCACGUAAGGAUUGUGAAUAGAACAGUGGAUAUUUGUUUUCGGGAGGUGAAGUAUUAUAGACAUUUAGCACCUGAUCACUUGCUGCAAAUAUGUCAUCGACUAGGACCUCUUCUUGAACAAGAAAUUCCACAAAGUGUUCCUGGAGUACAAACUUUAUUAGGAGCUGGAAGACAGUCCUUGCUACGCACAAAUAAAAGCUGCAGGCAUGUUGUGUGGAAAGGAUCUGCUCUGGCUGCAUUGCAUUGUGGAAGACCACCAGAGUCACCGGUUAACUAUGGUAGCCCACCCAGCAUUGCGGAUACUUUAUUUUCAAGGAAGCUGAAUGGGAAAUACAGGCUUGAGCGACUUGUUCCAACUGCAGUGUACCAGCACAUGAAAAUGCAUAAAAGAAUUCUUGGACAUUUGUCGUCCGUCUACUGUGUAACUUUUGAUCGAACUGGCAGACGGAUAUUUACUGGUUCUGAUGACUGUCUUGUGAAAAUCUGGGCAACAGAUGAUGGGAGAUUAUUAGCUACUUUAAGAGGACAUGCUGCUGAAAUAUCAGACAUGGCUGUGAACUAUGAGAAUACCAUGAUAGCAGCUGGAAGUUGUGAUAAAAUGAUCCGAGUCUGGUGUCUUCGAACAUGUGCACCUUUGGCUGUUCUUCAGGGCCACAGUGCAUCUAUAACAUCACUACAGUUCUCGCCAUUGUGCAGUGGCUCAAAGAGAUAUCUAUCUUCUACUGGGGCGGAUGGCACUAUUUGUUUUUGGCUGUGGGAUGCUGGAACCCUUAAAAUAAAUCCAAGACCUGCAAAAUUUACAGAGCGUCCUCGGCCUGGAGUUCAAAUGAUCUGUUCUUCUUUUAGUGCUGGUGGAAUGUUUCUGGCCACAGGAAGCACAGAUCAUAUCAUUAGGGUUUAUUUUUUUGGAUCAGGUCAGCCAGAGAAAAUAUCAGAAUUGGAGUUUCAUACUGACAAAGUUGACAGUAUCCAGUUUUCCAACACUAGUAACAGGUUUGUAAGUGGCAGUCGUGAUGGGACAGCACGUAUUUGGCAAUUUAAACGAAGAGAGUGGAAGAGUAUUCUGUUGGAUAUGGCUACUCGUCCAGCAGGCCAAAACCUUCAAGGGAUAGAAGAUAAAAUCACAAAAAUGAAAGUAACUAUGGUAGCAUGGGAUCGACACGACAAUACAGUUAUAACUGCAGUUAAUAACAUGACUCUGAAAGUUUGGAAUUCUUACACCGGUCAACUAAUUCAUGUCCUGAUGGGUCAUGAAGAUGAGGUAUUUGUUCUUGAGCCACACCCUUUUGAUCCAAGAGUUCUCUUUUCUGCUGGUCAUGAUGGAAAUGUGAUAGUGUGGGAUCUGGCAAGAGGAGUCAAAAUUCGAUCUUAUUUCAAUAUGAUUGAAGGCCAAGGACAUGGUGCAGUAUUUGACUGCAAAUGCUCUCCUGAUGGUCAGCAUUUUGCAUGCACAGACUCUCAUGGACAUCUUUUAAUUUUUGGCUUUGGCUCCAGUAGCAAAUAUGACAAGAUAGCAGAUCAAAUGUUCUUUCAUAGUGAUUAUCGGCCCCUUAUACGUGAUGCCAACAAUUUUGUGUUAGAUGAACAGACUCAGCAAGCACCUCAUCUCAUGCCACCCCCCUUUUUGGUUGAUGUCGAUGGUAACCCUCACCCGUCAAGAUAUCAGAGAUUAGUUCCUGGUCGUGAAAAUUGCAGGGAGGAGCAGCUCAUCCCUCAGAUGGGAGUAACUUCCUCAGGGCUGAACCAGGUUUUAAGUCAGCAAGCAAAUCAGGAGAUCAGCCCACUGGACACUAUGAUUCAAAGACUACAGCAGGAGCAAGACCUGAGACGUUCUGGUGAAGCAGGUGUCAGUAAUACCAGCCGCUUAAGUAGAGGUUCUGCAAGUUCUACCUCAGAGGUACAUUCACCACCUAAUGUAGGACUAAGGCGUAGUGGACAAAUUGAAGGUGUACGGCAGAUGCAUAGUAAUGCACCAAGAAGUGAAAUAGCUACAGAGCGGGAUCUUGUAGCUUGGAGUCGCAGGGUAGUGGUACCUGAGUUAUCAGCUGGUGUAGCCAGUAGGCAGGAAGAAUGGAGAACUGCAAAGGGAGAAGAAGAAAUAAAGACUUAUAGAUCAGAAGAGAAGAGAAAACACUUCACUGUUCCAAAAGAAAAUAAAAUGCCCACUGUCUCAAAGAAUCAUGCUCAUGAGCAUUUCCUGGAUCUUGGAGAAUCCAAAAAGCAGCAGGCAAAUCAACACAAUUAUCGUACGAGAUCUGCAUUGGAAGAGACUCCUAGACCUUCAGAAGAGAUAGAAAAUGGCACCAGUUCUUCAGAUGAAGGUGAAGUUGUUGCUGUCAGUGGUGGAACCUCUGAAGAGGAAGAAAGAGCAUGGCACAGUGACGGCAGUUCUAGUGACUACUCCAGUGAUUAUUCUGACUGGACAGCAGAUGCAGGAAUUAAUCUCCAGCCACCAAAGAAAAUUCCUAAGCAUAAAACAAAGAAAGCAGAAAGCAGUUCAGAUGAAGAAGAAGAAUCUGAAAAACAGAAACAAAAACAGAUUAAAAAGGAAAGAAAAAAAGUAAAUGAAGAAAAAGAUGGACCAGUAUCACCAAAGAAAAAGAAGCCCAAAGAAAGAAAACAAAAGAGAUUGGCUGUAGGAGAACUAGCAGAAAAUGGCUUAACAUUAGAAGAAUGGUUACCUUCAACCUGGAUUACAGAUACUAUUCCUCGAAGAUGUCCAUUUGUGCCACAGAUGGGUGAUGAGGUUUAUUAUUUCCGACAAGGACAUGAAGCAUAUGUUGAAAUGGCCCGGAAAAAUAAAAUUUAUAGUAUCAAUCCCAAAAAACAGCCAUGGCAUAAAAUGGAACUACGGGAACAGGAACUGAUGAAGAUAGUUGGCAUAAAGUAUGAAGUGGGAUUGCCUACCCUUUGCUGCCUUAAACUUGCUUUUCUAGAUCCUGAUACUGGUAAACUGACUGGUGGAUCAUUUACCAUGAAGUACCAUGAUAUGCCUGAUGUUAUAGAUUUCUUAGUCUUGAGACAACAAUUUGACGAUGCAAAAUAUAGGCGGUGGAAUAUAGGUGACCGAUUCAGAUCAGUUAUAGAUGAUGCCUGGUGGUUUGGAACAAUUGAAAGCCAGGAACCUCUUCAGCCUGAGUACCCUGAUAGUUUGUUUCAGUGUUACAAUGUUUGCUGGGACAAUGGAGAUACAGAAAAGAUGAGUCCUUGGGAUAUGGAGCUUAUUCCUAAUAAUGCUGUAUUUCCUGAGGAACUAGGUACCAGUGUUCCUUUAACUGAUGUUGAAUGCCGAUCAUUGAUCUAUAAGCCUCUUGAUGGAGAAUGGGGUUCCAAUCCCAGGGAUGAAGAAUGUGAAAGAAUUGUUACAGGAAUAAACCAGUUGAUGACACUAGAUAUUGCUUCAGCAUUCGUGGCCCCUGUGGAUCUGCAAGCCUAUCCCAUGUAUUGCACUGUCGUGGCCUAUCCAACGGAUUUAAGUACAAUUAAACAGAGACUGGAAAACAGGUUUUACAGGCGGGUUUCUUCCUUAAUGUGGGAAGUUCGAUAUAUAGAGCAUAAUACGCGAACAUUUAAUGAGCCUGGAAGCCCUAUUGUGAAAUCUGCUAAAUUUGUGACUGAUCUUCUUCUACAUUUUAUAAAGGAUCAGACUUGUUAUAACAUAAUUCCGCUCUACAAUUCAAUGAAGAAGAAAGUUUUGUCUGACUCUGAGGAAGAAGAGAAAGAAGAUGCUGAUGUACCAGGAACUUCUACCCGGAAAAGGAAGGACCAUCAGCCUAGAAGAAGAUUGCGUAACAGAGCUCAGUCUUAUGAUAUUCAAGCGUGGAAGAAACAAUGUCAAGAAUUGUUAAAUCUCAUAUUUCAGUGUGAAGAUUCUGAGCCUUUCCGCCAGCCAGUAGAUCUUCUUGAAUAUCCAGAUUACAGAGACAUCAUCGACACGCCAAUGGAUUUUGCUACCGUUAGAGAGACGUUAGAGGCUGGGAAUUAUGAGUCACCCAUGGAGUUAUGUAAAGAUGUCAGGCUUAUUUUUAGUAAUUCCAAAGCAUAUACACCAAGCAAAAGAUCAAGGAUUUACAGCAUGAGUUUACGUCUAUCUGCUUUCUUUGAAGAACACAUUAGUUCUGUUUUAUCAGAUUAUAAAUCUGCCCUUCGUUUUCAUAAAAGAAAUACAAUAACCAAAAGGAGGAAGAGAAGAAACAGAAGCAGCUCUGUUUCCAGUAGUGCUGCAUCAAGCCCUGAAAGGAAAAAAAGGAUUUUAAAACCCCAGCUAAAGUCAGAUGUCACUACCUCUCUGUUCUCUGCACCUACUCGAUCGAUACCACCAAGGCACAAUGCUGCUCAGAUAAAUGGUAAAACAGAAUCCAGUUCUGUAGUUCGAACCAGAAGCAAUCGAGUGGUCAUGGAUCCAGUUAACCCUGAGCAACCAUCUACUUCCUCAGCAGCAAAGACUUUUAUUUCGAAAGCUAAUACAUCUGCAAUACCAGGGAAAACAAUUCUAGAGAAUUCUGUGAAACUUUCCAAAACCUUGAAUACUCUUUCAAGUCCUGGUCAAUCCAAUUUUAGUCAUGGCACUAGGAACAAUUCUGCAAAAGAAAACAUGGAAAAGGAAAAGCCAGCCAAACGUAAAAUGAAAUCACCUGUGCUCUCAAAGACACCCACCCUCUCCAAGUCAUCAGCCGUCGUUGAGCAAGCAGAUUGUAAAAACAAUGCUCUUGUAACCGGAAGCAUUCAAGUAAAUGGCCAUGGAGGGCAGCCUUCUAAACUUGUGAAGAGGGGACCCGGAAGGAAACCUAAGGUGGAAGUUAAUAGCAGCAGUGGUGAAGUAAUACACAAGAAGAGGGGUAGAAAGCCCAAAAAACUACAGUAUGCAAAGCCCGAAAAUUCGGAGCAAAAUAGUAUGCAUCCCAUCAGAGAUGAAGUAGUUCCUUCUUCAACCUGCAGUUUUCUUUCUGAAACUAAUAUUGUAAAGGAGGAUUUGUUACAGAAAAAGAGUCGUGGAGGCAGAAAACCCAAAAGGAAGAUGAAGACCCAGAAACUAGACUCAGAUCUCAUAGUUCCUACAAGUGUUAAAAUGCUAAGGAGAAGUAACCGUAAAAAGACUGAUGAUCCCCUGGAUGAGGAAGAAGAGUUUGAGGAGCUGAAAGGCUCUGAACCUCACAUGAGAACUAGAAACCAAGGUCGAAGGACAGCCUUCUAUAAUGAGGAUGACUCUGAAGAGGAGCAAAGGCAGCUGUUGUUUGAAGACACUUCUUUGACUUUUGGAACUUCUAGUAGAGGACGAGUCCGAAAGUUGACUGAAAAAGCAAAAGCUAAUUUAAUUGGUUGGUAACGUGCACCAAAAUAUUUUACUUCAAAAUCUAUAAAGCAGGUACAGUUAAGGAGUAUGUAGAACUAAGGCUUCUGCUUCCUUGCUGCUAUGAUGGAUUAGGGAAUGUUAUGAUUUGAUUUGCAAAAACAAACUUACAAGACACUUCACUUCUUUAAAUGAAUAUAUAUAUAUAAAUAUAUACAUAUAUAUUUUAAAUGUUUGCUAUUUAUUGCCCUUAGAUAGGUUAUGCAUUUCAACAUUCAUUUCAUUUACUGUUCAAAACAAAAGAAAUUGAGGCUCUAUAAUGAAUUUCCAAUUUGUUUCUGGAAAAGACAGUUCUGCUACACUCUUAAGGAGCAUAUUAUUCCUAGUGAUAGAGCAUUUUAUGUUAAAAUGAAUUAUUUUUGACCAAGCCAGCUACAUUUCUGUUGAUACAGAAGUCAUGCCCUUGGAGGACAGAUGUUACCAGAGUAGCAGUAAAUUAAGAAACGUGUUUCCUCUAAAGAUAGACAAUUCCCACCAUUUGAUACCCCAAAAAGUUUAAUUUUAAUUAUAGAAUGUUCAUCUACAAAGAAUCUAGAGGAGGCUUUUGCUGUAUUCCAUUUCUGCCAAACUUAAGAGAAAAUGUACUGAUGAAAAGGAAACAUAUCCACAUUGGAAAACAUUUGACUGUCUAAUUUUUCAGACCUUGAUUCUUAUAUCAAUCACUCAAUCUCUGUUUAUUGUGCCAAAGACUGAGAAUCAGUGCAGUGGAAAGCCUGUUUUUGCCUGUCAGGACAGCAUACACUUUUCAAUAUUGGAAAGGCUAUAUAUUAUUCUAAAGAGCAAGUUAUUAAAGAGUUAUGCUGAGAUGUAUCUUUUUUUGGUACUAAUAGUAGAAAAUAAUGCACUGGUGGGUCCUUUGACAGAGAUGUUUUAGAGAAAAUGUUUAAGUGGUUAAAGGAUUCAAGGAAAAUACAGGAAUAAGGUAUGCGAUUUGAUGUUUACUUGUUAAUCUGGAUUCAUGUCAUUUCUAAACGUUAGACAUAUCUAAUAGGCUAAAAUGACUUACAAAGAAAUGUGUCUGUGUGUGUAUGUGUAUAUAUUAAUAAAUGGGUAUAAUUAAAUAUAUAUACAAACACAUACUUAUAUUACCCAGGUAUAAAUUCUUUUUUCAGGAUUUUUUAGAUAGUGGUAGAAUAAAAAUAAUUUUAAAAUGUCAUACUUUAUAGUUUAAUUUUAAGGGGAAGAUUGGUUAUUUUCAACUAUUAAAGGUUAAAAUAGGCCAAAUCACUUUUUAUGCAAUCAUGUUUUAUACAGUGGUCUCAUUGCACAUUGUGUUUUUCUGCACUUUUUACGGUAUCCUUAUCACGCUGGUAUGUCAAUAUACACCCUAAAGAAAAACUCCAUUUAAUGAUUGUGCCUUGUAUUCUAUUAUUUUUUGCAUCAUUAGUAAAAUUAAGUUGUCUAUUGUAAAUGAUAACUAUAUGACUUAGGAGAAUGUAUUGCUAUAUGUACUGCUAUGGAAAAGGAAAGCAGUUAUUUAUUUGUUUAUGGUACAGUUAUUUUAUACCUUAAAAACCAACAUAAAUACCAUUUCUAUUGUUUAAAGAUUAUUGUCCAUUUUUUUAAAAGUUUAAAGAAUGUAGUAUUUUCUGAGGACUAGUAUGGUACAAAAAUGUAACCAAAACUUUUCAGAUACUACAUUUCUAAAAAGCAAGGAUGGGGAACAUAUAUGUAUCAGCAUGACCCUGAUGUAGAAAAAUAAAGUCUUUAAUUGAAGCUUGGCAAAUACAUUACAUAAUGAUUUCUUUACAUAUUUCUGGUAGGGAUCAAUGUUAGCUGUGAUUUGAUUGUCUUGAAGAAGAAUGGGAAGUGAUACAUUUGGGCUUUUUAGAUCCUUUGUAACUAAAUUUGUACAGAAAUCCUCCUGUGAAAUUAAGUAAACCAUUUUCCAGAUCUUACCUGGAUUGCUGUGAUUUUGCAAUUGAAAAAUAAUUUCAAAUUUUUCAGGUUUUUUGUAUAUUUAUUUUUUUCUAACAAAUAUAUUUAACUAUAUAAUUAAAAUUCAGUAGUUAAACUCUUCAUAAUGCAGAAAUGGAUGGCUUGGUUGUAUAGUAAAACGAGUCUCAGUUACACCAUUAUUGAAAAUAAUAGUGUGUAUGUUUGAAAUUAUAAGUCAUUAAAGUAACUUGUUGCUUUAAGGCAAUCUAUUUGAAACAUAAUUUCCUGAUGUUAUCUGCAUUGUGUUAGAAAAAAAUCCAUUUUUGUAAAAAAUACGUGUACAGUUUUAAGGUGUGUACAGAAAAAGGAAGAGCGUACACAGUCUUAAGAGUGGAAUGUACCUUUAGUAUGGUGUAUUAGUUUGAACUCUUGAGCAAAGAAAUGAGUAUUUACCAUCUUGUUGGCAACAAGUAAAUGUAUUAUUACUCCUGUGCUAAAGACACUGUAUAUUUAUGACCUUAUUUGAAUAUUAUUAGACACUGGUUUCUUAGUAAAGCAAAAACGACUUGCAUCGGAUUCUUUGUAAUUGAAACACUUAAAAGGUAUUAGUAAAUAACAAGAUAUAUCUAGAGUUUCUAUUUUUAUAAUUUAGCUUCUAUGCAUUGCAAAAGCUGAAUUGAGAAAUUUAAGUCUUCAUCAUGGUUUUGUUCUGUUUGACCACUUGGAAAAUAUCUUCUUUGAGACAGUAGCACCAUAUGUACUAUUUAUAGGUCAAAAAGGAAAUGUUGGCAGUUGUCUUAGUGAGCAAUAAAAAAAUUGAAGUUUUACUGAAAGUUUCAGAAAUAUAACUUUACAUAAAAAAUGUAAAUCAUUUUAUGUAUUUCUAAGUACCUGGCUCCAAUAUUCUCUCCUUCCACCCCAACAUUCUUGAGUCCCAAUCAAAUCUUAUAAUAUUACAAAAUGUUGCAAAUGAGCAGUUAAAACAUUCAGUCUAAUUACAGUCUCAUAACUGGGUAAUAGACAUAUAUAUAUAUAUAUAUAUAUAUAUAUAUAUAUAUAUAUAUAUAUAUAUACACCUUUUAAAAACUUUUUGCAAUCUGCUCUUACAGCAUUGGACUAUUUUGUGCUUAUAUUCAUGAACUAAAGAUUUGUUGACCUUGCUUUCACCGUUUGUAUGAUUGCUCAGCUUCACCACAAAUUUGAGGAUUCUUUGAUAGCUUUGUAACCAAAUGAUCUUUCUCCUUAAAUUUAAUGAGAAUACAUAGAUUAUUUGUGAGCUUGUUUAGGUCACAUCUGAGACAUGAAGUUUGGGUGAAUCCAGUAUCAUUUGGAAAUGAAUUACAUUAAGACACACUGAUCAGUAGAAAGAUCCUCAGCAGCAUGUAUGUUAACAUCCAGAAUGGUCCCUUAUCUGCACUGAAUGGAUUAAUCAGACAUUCAGAUAACAAUUUUAGCUUCUAUUUACAUGUUUUGAAGUGAUUUGUAAUACAGUUUCUCCAGUUUAUAGUAUUUACUUAACUCUAGCAUUCCAUUUAACACAUACAAACAAUACCUAUCUCUCAAGAGGUCAACUGGAAGCAAUUUUGAGUUUCUGUUAUCUACCUAGUGAAAACAAAUUGUUAUUCUGAAUGUUUUGUUCACCUGAAAUUUAUUUUUGAGUAGGUUGAAAGGACCAAGAUUCUCAAGCAUUUGAAGGGCUGUAAGUGUUCUCCUUAUAUGCAGGAAGUAUGACUUUAAAAGUCAUAAUAGAGGAAGUACAUUUAUGUUCUACCCCCACAUCUAGUUUUUUUUUUUUACAGGUUUAGUUAAAUUUAGGUAAAAUUUACUUUCCUAUUUAAAUCAGAAAAUAGAGCUUUUCCUCACUUCCUUCCUUGCACUUCCCCUCAUUCCCCAAUUCCAAGUGAUUUGAACUAAAUAGGACAUUUACUAAGAAGCUUAUUUUUGUUCCUAACUAUACUUAGCUAAGCACUCCAGAUGGAAAGUCACUGUGUACUGUGUACAGUACCCAAGAAGAGGUCACACUGAGUCAGAAGACUGUAAGUACCACUUUUGACGCUCCAGAUAUAAACCUUGUACACACUGUAGUAAAACAAUUAGAAACUAUUAUGAGCUAUAAAUAUAUAUUAUUUUUAGUUUUGAUAGCUCUGUGUUGCAAUACUUUGAAAAUGCAGAUAAAAUCAUCAGGAAAUUAACCUUAUAUGGCACAAACCAAAUACAUAAUAGUGGGUGGCUAUGAGUUUCUACAUUUAAGGAGCUAAGAAAAUAGGUUUGAGAUGAUAUAUCAUAUACACACCUAUGAUGCAGAGGCACACAUGCUCGUUGCUUUGAAGAUCGUGUGUGUUGAUGGAUCACAAGGAAAAGCUACAAAUUGAGACGAGAUAUGAAGUUACAUUUUUGGACCAUAUUAAAUCUGCAAGCAGAUGGGGGUCUUAAUAAAGAUCUUUUAGAAAACUGUUAAAUCCUGUCAACACAAUAUUUAGACGUGUAGAAUGUAGCUCAAUUUUUAAAAAGUAACUGACCUAGAGGGUUAAAGUUGAAACUGACACAUUUUCAAAUUAAAAUGCUUAUUUUGUACAGAAAACAAUGUUAAACACAAGCAAAUCUGUUGUAUGUAAUAAGUAACAGAGUCUAAAAACAAAUUAAUUAUUUAGCUUUAUUGAAGUUUUUGUUUUUUUUCCUUCUGGAAACCUGGAGUAUCAUGUUAUAAACGGCAGUCUCACACCAGAAUAGCAGUGCCCUUUCUUUUUGUACAUAAUGGUUGGACCUUUCUUUACUGUUAUGUGGACACUUUCUAUGUUAGUUUUGAUGCAUAAUUCUUUGAAUCCUUUUAUACAAACUAGAAUGUAUGUGUAAGAAUUCCUGUCCCUGCAAUGUAGUAACUACAAACUUAUUUUUAAAUAAAUAGAAAACUUGUUUUUCUAAGC
Sus scrofa (pig) is the source of this 10745-nucleotide messenger RNA. RefSeq names its product pleckstrin homology domain interacting protein (gene PHIP). Gene Ontology annotation, biological process: regulation of cell shape; regulation of transcription by RNA polymerase II; cytoskeleton organization. Gene Ontology annotation, cellular component: nucleus. NCBI's taxonomy places the organism in Eukaryota, Metazoa, Chordata, Mammalia, Artiodactyla, Suidae. The record is from RefSeq and is a predicted model, not a curated record. Gene Ontology annotation, molecular function: protein binding.